This is a messenger RNA of Fraxinus pennsylvanica, 1515 nucleotides long. The record is from the annotation of a GenBank genome assembly. NCBI's taxonomy places the organism in Eukaryota, Viridiplantae, Streptophyta, Magnoliopsida, Lamiales, Oleaceae.
AUGAUGAUGGUAAACAGCAGUCGUCGAGUCUCCGCCGGAGAAUCGGUGUUGAUUCGGUGGCUUUGCGUGGUGGUGGGUGCCGAAAUUCCUGUAGCGGAGCAACGUGGAGGAGGGAAAGAUGGACUGUACCGGAGAUUGUCGGCGUUGGGGCCCAAAAAAGGAACAGUUGCAAAGACGAUAAAUGAGUAUAUAAGGGAAGGAAGAUCCGUUAGUAAAUUCGAACUCGAUGGUUGCAUCCGUGAACUCCGUAAAUAUAGAAGAUACGACCAUGCUCUCGAGAUAAUAGAGUGGAUGACAGUAAGGAAAAUUAACUUUUCCCUCAAAGAUUAUGCUAUACAUUUGGAUCUAAUUGGAAAAGUUAAGGGUAUAGCGGCAGCAGAGAACUAUUUUGAUGGCCUCUUGCCUGCUGCAAAGAAUCACCGUACUUAUGGAGCACUUCUUAACAGCUAUUGUGUGGAAAAAAUGGUUGAUAAGGCAGUGGAACUGUUCGAAAAAAUGGAUGAAAUGAACAUGAUAUGCAAAUCGCUGCCUUUUAAUAAUCUUAUGUCCUUGUAUAUGAGAUCAGAGAAGCCAGAGAAGGUGCUUCUUUUGAGAGAAGAGAUGAAGAAAAGGGACAUCCGACCAGACACAUUUACUUAUAACAUAUUGAUGCACAGUUAUUCACGUUUAAGUGACAUUGAGGGAGCAGAAAGAGUUUUUGAGGAGAUAAAAGGGGAAAAUGCAAAGUUGUGUAAUUGGACGACGUAUAGUAACUUGGCAGUUCUUUAUGUCAGGGCUGGUCUUCAUGAGAAAGCUGAGUUGGCUCUAAAAAAGCUAGAGGAGGAGAUGGGGCCUAGAAAUCGUGAGGCAUGCCAUUUUUUGAUAAGUUUAUAUGCUGGAAUCUCUGAUCUUGGUAAUGUCUAUCGUGUUUGGAAUUCUUUGAAGCCGAGAUUCGAAGUAGUGACCAAUCUGAGUUAUCUUAUCAUGCUUCAGGCUCUUAGUAAUCUAAAUGAUGUUGAUGGGUUGAAGAAAAUCUACGAAGAAUGGGAAUCAACCUGUUCUAGUUAUGACAUUAGGUUGGCAAAUACAGCUAUUGGUGCUUAUUUGACUCAUGACAUGACCGAUGAAGCUGAAUCUGUCCUUCGUACUGCAAUUGAUAGAUCAGACGGGCCAUUCUUCAAGAUUUAUGAAAUGUUCACCCAUUUCUUUCUGAAAAACCAUCAAAUAGAAGAAGCUUUGCGUUGCAUGGAAGUUGCUACAUCAGGAAUUGAAAAGAAUGAAUGGCGGCCAAAGUCGGAUACCGUAAAUAAGUUUAUCGACUAUUUCAAAGAAGCUUGUGAUGUUGAUGGAUUUGAGAAAUUCUACAUAUAUAUGAAGAAGGUUAAUUGCAUUAAUCACCGUUUGUACUGCUAUUUGCUUGAGACAUACAUAGCUGCUGGGAAAACAACGCCCAAUAUUCGUGCUAGGAUUGAGGAGGAUGGAAUUGAAAUCAGCAGCCUGCUCGAAAAUUUGAUUACCUUGCUUUCCCGUGAAUAG